GUGUGAAAAAAAACCGAUUUGUUUUGUUUGAAAUUUUAAAAUGUGAUUUUGAGGUUCAAUUACAAGAAGUCAAAACAUAUGACAAUACUCAAAAGAAGUUCGUAUACAUUUGUGAUGUUAAUAAGUUAAUAUUAGCUAUGUCGAAACCCUGGUUCAAUAAAAAAUUUCCAAGAAAAAACAAAACGUAUGACAAUAAAAAUGAACCGAGUUUUAUAACCAACUUAUCCAACCAUGGUUUCAGUGGAUUCAGAUUAUACUUUCCUGAUGAAACUAAUUUGGAUUGUACAGAGAUACUGAAACAUGUAUCAUGUUUUAAAACAUUUUUCAAAGAAAAUUCGUCAAUUUACUCCAUUGCCGACAUUGUCAGUGCUAGAUCGUUUACGAUUGAGUAUAAAUUCAUAGUUGAUCACAAUGAAAUAUUGUCCAAGUGGAUUAAUUUCAAAGAUGACUUAAUUGACAACUGUGAAUAUUCUCUCAAAUGCAUAGGUUUGGCAAUGCACCAGUUCAUCAUAGAUAGUUAUGAAAAUGAAGCCCAAGAAAAUCGUGAAAAUGUAGUAAAGUUGGUGGAAGUGCCCAUGAUUCAAGCCCGAAUAUCUAAUGUCGAACCUAUCUUGCAAUUAAAAGACCUCCGAGUGAAUUGUUACG
Messenger RNA from Leptinotarsa decemlineata (Colorado potato beetle), 645 nucleotides. RefSeq names its product DNA helicase MCM8. Gene Ontology annotation, cellular component: MCM complex; nucleus. Gene Ontology annotation, molecular function: single-stranded DNA helicase activity; single-stranded DNA binding; ATP hydrolysis activity. The record is from RefSeq and is a predicted model, not a curated record. NCBI's taxonomy places the organism in Eukaryota, Metazoa, Arthropoda, Insecta, Coleoptera, Chrysomelidae.